Messenger RNA from Beta vulgaris subsp. vulgaris (sugar beet), 3238 nucleotides. RefSeq names its product diacylglycerol O-acyltransferase 1A. NCBI's taxonomy places the organism in Eukaryota, Viridiplantae, Streptophyta, Magnoliopsida, Caryophyllales, Amaranthaceae. Gene Ontology annotation, molecular function: diacylglycerol O-acyltransferase activity. Gene Ontology annotation, biological process: triglyceride biosynthetic process. The coding region runs from base 1049 to 2413 and encodes 454 amino acids. Gene Ontology annotation, cellular component: chloroplast envelope; endoplasmic reticulum membrane. The transcript has 14 exons. The record is from RefSeq and is a predicted model, not a curated record.
GUUAAAUAAAUAUAUUUAAUAAUAUCAAUUUUUUAUAACUUUUACAAAUAUAAAUGGAAAUAUAAUAGACAAGUUGUGGGUUGGCAAGUUGGAAAAUCAAAUUAUUGCACUUAUUUAUAAACAAAGGUUAGUAUAAUGGAAAAAAAAAGAUGAAACUUUGAAAGAAAAUUCAAAUAUAUUUAAAAGAUUGUACAUGCAUGAUAAAUAUUUUUAUUUCAUAUGCAUAAAGUAUGACCAAAGUUUUCACUCUUAAACAAAAAACAACUAAUAGGAAGAAAAUCCGAUAUUCAUUUCUCAAUGUUACUUUACAAUGGCUUGAGAGUCGAACACCCAACCACAAGGUUAGGAGGUGGGAGCUCCAACCAUUGAACUCCCACAUGAUUCUCUUGACAACAUAAAAUAGUAAAUAAAUAUAUUUUUCAAAAUCAGCUUUAUAAAAAUUACCAAUUCACCAUUUUUCCAACUAUUUAACUAGAAAAAGCCACAGGCCAAUAAAAACGUCAUUUACCAAACACUCAAAAGCAAAUUUGGUUUAUAACACAACUUUUUAUGCCCAUUAAAUUUCUAAAAAAAAAAACUUGUCGGAAAAGAAAGCAAACAAACAAACAAAAAAAAAAGCUCAAAUUUUAUAUUCAUGGUGCACCGACCCAUUCCACCCAUACGUGGGCAGAGAGAUUAAAUGCUUAAAUAUGAAAUGUGCAUUCUGUCAGUCUCCGACUCGUGUUCAAUUUCAACACCUCUCCCUUUCUGAUUUCAUCAAUUUUCUCUCUCCUACCUUUUUCCCAAACAAAACAAGUAUCCUAAGAAACACCUCCAAACAUCAUCAAAAGCAUUAAGCACCCAAUCUAACGAAUCAUUUCAAUUUCCUCUUUACAAACAUCAAACAUCUUAUUAAUUUCAUACUACAAUUAACCACAUCAUAAAUAUUCCCCAAACUUUAUCUCUCAUCUCAUUCAAUUUUUAUCCAUUUUCGAUUCAACAAAUCUUAUCACUUUUAGCUUUGCAUGAGAUUUCUGACAAUUUUGUGCGAAUUCUGAGCUCUUCUUCUAUGGCGAUUUCGGAUUCGCCUGAGACGAUCGGUGUUACCACGGCGACUGAUCAUGGCGAAUCCGUUCGUAGGCGACCGAUUAGUGCACCAGCUGGUAAUGGUAAAGCUUCUACAUCUUCAUCUUCAAUGGCGGAAGAAUUGGAGGAUUUCAAGAAUGUCUCCAAUGGCGGUGAUGUUGACAGGAUUGUUGAUAAUAAUGAACGGAUUUAUUCUGAAAAUGUGAGCGGUGAAGGUGAAGGUGAAGAGAGAGUUGUCAAUGGUGGAGGAGCUCAAAACUCUGAGAAUGCGAUUCGGUACUCGUAUCGACCGUCGUCUCCCGCUCAUUUGAAGGUUAAGGAGAGUCCUCUUAGCUCUGACGCCAUUUUCAGACAGAGUCAUGCUGGUCUCUUCAAUCUUUGUGUAGUGGUACUUGUUGCUGUGAACAGCCGGCUUAUCAUUGAAAAUCUCAUGAAGUAUGGUUUGCUCAUAAGAGCUGGUUUCUGGUUUAGCUCAAAGUCACUAAGGGAUUGGCCUCUUUUCAUGUGCUGUCUUUCUCUCCCAGUUUUUCCAUUGGCUGCUUUCUUCGUAGAAAAGUUGGCACAAAGAAGGCGCAUAUCUGAUCCGGUGGUUGUCCUACUUCAUAUAUUGAUUGCCACAAUUACAAUCUUGUAUCCAGUUUUUGUAAUACUCAGGUGCGAUUCUGCUGUUCUUUUUGGUGUCACAUUGAUGCUUUUUGCUUGCACCAUGUGGUUAAAGUUGGUAUCAUAUGCACAUACAAAUUAUGAUAUGAGAGCAAUUGCCAAAGCAUCUAUUAAGGAUGAUGAACUAGAUAUGGAACUUCCUUAUGAUGUCAACUUCGACAGUUUGGUGUACUUCAUGGUUGCUCCCACGCUAUGUUACCAGCCAAGUUAUCCUAAUACUGCAUGUAUUCGAAAAGGAUGGGUGGCUCGACAAGUAUUGAAAUUGGUGAUAUUUACUGGAUUAAUGGGGUUCAUCGUAGAGCAAUAUAUCAAUCCAAUUGUACAAAAUUCACAGCAUCCACUGAAAGGAAACUUGUUGUAUGCAAUAGAAAGAGUUUUGAAGCUCUCAGUCCCGAAUUUGUACGUGUGGCUGUGCAUGUUCUAUUGCUUUUUCCACCUCUGGUUGAACAUAUUGGCUGAGCUUCUUAAGUUUGGAGACCGUGAGUUUUACAAAGAUUGGUGGAAUGCAAGAACAUUCGAAGAGUAUUGGAGGAUGUGGAAUAUGCCUGUACAUAAAUGGAUGGUUCGCCAUGUAUACUUUCCUUGCUUGCGCAAUGGAAUACCGAAGGGAGUUGCAGUGUUGAUUGCUUUCCUCAUAUCUGCCAUAUUUCAUGAGAUCUUCAUCUUUCAAAACUUCUUUGGCUGAUCGAAAGAGGUCUCCACCAUUGUGACAUCUAUCUGGACGUGAACCUUGUUGAGUGGACUCCAAAUCUUGGAAAUAGUUCUGAAACUUCUUAUAAUGGAGUUUCUACUUGCAAUCCUGCUAUUUAUGAUCUGAAAGCACAAAUUGACUCUGAACAAUUUUUUAAGAGAUCCUAAAUGAAUUCAGACUAAGACUGCUUUCUAAAGUAAUAUUAAAAUGCUGAGGGGAAGAAGACAUGCUUGAACUUUGUAUGAAUGAUGUACUCAUGACAAGGUACUCUUAUAGUCUUAUGGAUUCCAUAUAAAUGCCAAUGUUUCGGCCUACUCUUUUAUCUAGUAAUAUAAUUUUACUACUCUCCCUGGCUUUCUCCCACAUGGCAACGUUCCAAGUUCGAAAAAUAAGAAAAGUGAGGAAGUGUGGUUGUUAUUUAAUAUCUAGUAAAAUAGUAGGAUAGUGACGUGUCAUUAGCCUUCUGCAUUAAGUGUGGCUCAGUUUACUUAUGAGAAAGGUAUAAAGACUGAAUCAGUAAUGCUGUGUGGGUAAUUUUGUGUCAAGACAUUUGCCGAAACAUCAAGUUACAUCUAACAGGCUCACAUUUUAAUGCUAUAGAUAUGGGCUUCUCUGUUGCAUCUUUUGAUUUUUUUGAUCUGAAUAUGCAUUUACAUCUACUUCUUUGAACUCUCUCUUCUUAAAUCAUUUCCAGCUCUCUAGUUUGUAUCUUGAGAAACCAUGAUCUUGAUAUUAUAAUCUUGUUUUCCUGCUGUGUCUGUAUUUGAUUUUAAUUUUUUUUUGCAGCUAUGCAUUGCUGUCCCUUGCCAUAUCUUCAAA